Messenger RNA from Scheffersomyces amazonensis, 1969 nucleotides. Its product is annotated as putative ferric-chelate reductase. NCBI's taxonomy places the organism in Eukaryota, Fungi, Ascomycota, Pichiomycetes, Serinales, Debaryomycetaceae. Gene Ontology annotation, molecular function: ferric-chelate reductase activity. The record is from RefSeq and is a predicted model, not a curated record. Gene Ontology annotation, biological process: intracellular iron ion homeostasis; copper ion import; iron ion transport. Bases 107 to 1927 code for a protein of 606 amino acids. Gene Ontology annotation, cellular component: plasma membrane. The transcript has a single exon.
CUCCGAAUCGUGGAUUAUAUAAAAGUAAUGUAGAAUAUCAGGCAGAGCCAAGCCAGAUCUGAAAAGGUAAGUAGCUUAAUUAUUGUAGGAAAUUGUUAUUACCAAAAUGGGAGUACAAUUCGAUGGCAUGGACUGCCUUGCAGAUAUGAAUCUGGCUCAAUACGCAGCUGCUCAUGAACUACUGCAAAAAGAAGUUGCAUGGAUGGACCAAGGGAAAUAUGGGAAAUUUACUAUAUAUUUUGGAGUUGCAAUUAUAGGAUGUGCUUUCCUUAAACAUAUAUGGUAUUUGUAUCGAGAUUAUAGUUAUAAAAAGUCAAAAUCUAAUAAUAAUGUUAUAAGUCCAUUUAUUGAUGUAUUUAUAUCAUAUUCAAGAUAUUUAGGUUAUAAACAAAUUCCGGCUCGUAUAAGUUAUUUCACUUCUUUACCUCCUUCUUUGGGAUCGACUUUAUUUACAAUGUUUACAUCACUUUAUCUCUUCUGUUAUUCAUUGGUACCUCAUUUUUGGUAUAGAGGAUGUUUUGGCUUCGGAUCUCCUCCAUUAGCUGUAAGAUCUGGAAUUAUGGCAGCAGCUUUAACUCCAUUCAUUUAUAUUUUAUCCGGAAAAGCUAACAUGAUAACUUUUUUAACAGGUAUAAGUUAUGAGAAAUUAAAUCAAUAUCAUCAAUAUGUUGGUUUAUCUGCUUUUGUAUUAGCAUUAAUUCAUACAAUACCAUUCAUUUAUCAACCAUUGGCUGAAGGUGGAGCCAAGAAUCUUUCAUAUGAAUUCAGAACUGACUUUGCAUUUUACAGUGGAAUUCCUCCAUUGAUUAUAUUAGGAUGGCUAUGCAUUGCAUCUAAGGCAUAUUUUAGAAAGAUCUGCUACGAGUUCUUCGUUCACAUGCAUUGGAUGUGCGGUGUUGCUUAUGUGGGUACUUUUAUUUGGCAUAUUAAUAAAACCUUAAAUUAUGAUAAUUAUGUUUGGAGUGCUAUAGCAUUUUGGGCUACACAAGUUAUUUACCGUAUCCUUGUUAAGACAGCAUUUAAACCAAACUCUUUAUUUUUAAGAUCAAGACUGGCCAAAUUAAUGAAACUAGGUGAAAAUUCUUACCAAAUAACCAUUGCAAAUACCAAAGGUUACAAAUGGAAACCCGGUCAACAUUGUUACUUAAGAUUUGCUGGAGCAAGAAUACUUGAUAAUCAUCCUUUUUCGAUUGCAUCUGCUAUUGAUGAUGAAGAAAAAGAAAUGAAAUUUAUCAUUGUUCCAAAGAAAGGUUUAACCAAAAAGAUUUAUUUGGAAUUAGAUGACUUUGUUGCUAAAGAAAAGAAUGUCUAUAUUGACGGUCCAUAUGGGGGAACCACAAGAGAUCCUACAUCGUUCGAUAGAAUCGUCUUAUUAUCUACUGGAAGUGGUGUUACUGCCACAUUACCCUUUCUAUUACACAUGGCCAAUGAAAUGAAACUAGCCAAAUCUGAUAAAUCAAAGAGGGUUGUAACUCAAAAAAUUGAUUUUAUUUGGAUUAUUAGAUCCCACGAAGACAUUAAAUGGAUUAGGCUGGAAUUGAUUAAAUGUAAGAGUAUUGGAGGUGAUCAGAUUAAUAUUUCCAUCUAUACAGCAAGAAAUAAUAAUACAGUGGGGGAUGUAAAAGAAGGAAUUGAAAUGUCAAAUAUGGACGACUAUGAACAAUAUAUUGAAAGCAGAGAUGUAGAUUUGAAAUCAGAAGAUAAUGGAAUAACAGUUCAUAAUUACAAACCUUCAGUUACUCGUGUGGUUAAUGAUCUUAGAGGUAGUCUUUUAAGAAGAAAUUUCAUUGUUUGUUCUGGAAGUGAUUCGAUGAAAUCUCAAGUUAGUGGAGCUGUUUCAAACUUACAAGCCUUAAUUUUCAAUAAUGAUUUUAAUCAUUCGUACAUAGAAGAAAUAUACUUACAUUCCGAAUCCUUCGGAUGGUAAGUUGUGUAGCAUAUAGACAAUAAAUAUUCUUAAAACUUUAAG